Messenger RNA from Lontra canadensis (Northern American river otter), 4594 nucleotides. It is a transcript of the gene EPHA5, whose product is annotated as EPH receptor A5. The coding region runs from base 181 to 3294 and encodes 1037 amino acids. Gene Ontology annotation, cellular component: plasma membrane; neuron projection. Gene Ontology annotation, molecular function: protein binding; transmembrane-ephrin receptor activity; ATP binding. The record is from RefSeq and is a predicted model, not a curated record. NCBI's taxonomy places the organism in Eukaryota, Metazoa, Chordata, Mammalia, Carnivora, Mustelidae. Gene Ontology annotation, biological process: axon guidance; protein phosphorylation; cell surface receptor protein tyrosine kinase signaling pathway. The transcript is spliced from 18 exons.
AGCAAACUUCGGACGUCUCCGCGCACCCGCGGUCCCCGCAUUUGGAAGAGCCGCGCGCCAGAAGGCAAGGGACCCCACGGGGAACGCGAAGGCACCGCCAGCCGCCCUCGCCCCCUCCGCGAAGCCGGGGCCGUGGACUGAGACGCGCGGGACAGCCGCGGCGGAGGCGGCCAGGAGAAGAUGCGGGGCUCGGGGCCCCCGGGUGCGGGACGCCGGAGGCCCCCGGGCGACGGCGACACCCCCAGCACCCCUGCAUCUCUGGCCGGCUGCUACUCCGCACCUCGCAGGGCCCCCCUCUGGACUUGCCUCCUCCUGUGCGCCGCGCUCCGGACCCUCCUGGCCAGCCCCAGCAACGAAGUGAAUUUAUUGGAUUCACGUACUGUCAUGGGGGACUUGGGAUGGAUUGCUUUUCCAAAAAAUGGGUGGGAAGAGAUUGGCGAAGUUGAUGAAAAUUAUGCCCCUAUCCACACAUACCAAGUAUGCAAAGUUAUGGAACAGAAUCAGAAUAACUGGCUUUUGACCAGUUGGAUUUCCAACGAAGGUGCUUCCAGAAUCUUUAUAGAACUCAAGUUUACUCUGCGGGACUGCAACAGUCUUCCUGGAGGACUGGGAACCUGUAAAGAAACGUUUAACAUGUAUUACUUUGAAUCAGAUGAUGAGAACGGGAGAAACAUCAAGGAAAACCAGUACAUCAAAAUUGAUACUAUUGCGGCCGAUGAAAGCUUUACAGAGCUUGAUCUUGGUGACCGGGUUAUGAAACUGAAUACAGAGGUCAGAGAUGUAGGACCGCUAACCAAAAAGGGAUUUUAUCUUGCGUUUCAAGAUGUGGGUGCUUGCAUUGCUCUGGUGUCUGUGCGUGUGUACUAUAAAAAAUGCCCUUCGGUGGUAAGACACUUGGCUGUGUUCCCCGACACAAUCACUGGAGCUGAUUCUUCGCAAUUGCUUGAAGUGUCGGGCUCCUGUGUCAACCACUCUGUGACAGACGAACCACCCAAAAUGCACUGCAGUGCUGAAGGGGAGUGGCUGGUGCCCAUCGGGAAAUGCAUGUGCAAGGCAGGAUAUGAAGAGAAAAAUGGCACCUGUCAAGUGUGCAGACCUGGGUUCUUCAAAGCCUCACCUCACAGCCAGAGCUGCAGCAAAUGUCCACCUCACAGUUAUACCCAUGAGGAAGCUUCAACCUCUUGUGUCUGUGAAAAGGAUUAUUUCAGGAGGGAGUCUGAUCCACCCACAAUGGCAUGCACAAGACCCCCCUCACCUCCUCGGAAUGCCAUCUCAAAUGUUAAUGAAACUAGUGUCUUUCUGGAAUGGAUUCCUCCUGCUGACACUGGUGGAAGGAAAGAUGUAUCAUAUUAUAUUGCAUGCAAGAAGUGCAACUCCCAUGCAGGUGUGUGUGACGAGUGUGGAGGUCAUGUCAGGUACCUCCCCCGGCAAAUCGGCCUGAAAAACACCUCUGUCAUGAUGGUGGAUCUGCUCGCUCACACAAACUAUACCUUUGAGAUUGAGGCAGUGAAUGGAGUGUCCGACUUGAGCCCAGGAGCCCGGCAGUAUGUGUCUGUAAAUGUAACCACAAAUCAAGCAGCUCCCUCUCCAGUCACCAAUGUGAAAAAGGGGAAGAUUGCAAAAAACAGCAUCUCUUUGUCUUGGCAAGAGCCAGAUCGUCCAAAUGGAAUCAUCCUAGAGUACGAAAUCAAAUAUUUUGAAAAGGACCAAGAAACCAGCUAUACAAUUAUCAAAUCUAAAGAGACAACUGUGACUGCAGAGGGCUUGAAACCAGCGUCAGUAUAUGUCUUCCAAAUUCGAGCACGCACAGCAGCAGGCUACGGUGUCUUCAGUCGAAGAUUUGAGUUUGAAACCAUCCCAGUGUCAGUUGCAGCAUCCAGCGAUCAAAGCCAGAUUCCUAUAAUUGCUGUGUCCGUGACAGUGGGAGUCAUUUUGUUGGCAGUGGUUAUCGGCUUCCUCCUCAGUGGAAGUUGCUGCGAGUGUGGCUGUGGAAGGGCUUCUUCCCUGUGCGCUGUUGCCCAUCCAAGCCUAAUAUGGCGGUGUGGUUACAGCAAAGCAAAACAAGAUCCGGAAGAGGAAAAGAUGCAUUUUCAUAAUGGGCACAUUAAGCUGCCAGGAGUAAGAACUUAUAUUGAUCCACACACCUAUGAGGAUCCCAAUCAAGCUGUCCAUGAAUUUGCCAAGGAGAUAGAAGCUUCAUGCAUCACCAUUCAAAGAGUUAUUGGAGCAGGUGAAUUUGGUGAAGUUUGUAGUGGACGUUUGAAACUUCCAGGAAAAAGAGAUUUACCUGUGGCAAUCAAAACCCUGAAAGUAGGCUACACAGAAAAGCAACGCCGAGAUUUCCUGGGUGAAGCAAGUAUCAUGGGGCAGUUUGAUCAUCCUAACAUCAUUCACUUAGAAGGUGUUGUGACCAAAAGCAAACCAGUGAUGAUAGUGACAGAGUACAUGGAAAACGGAUCCUUAGAUACAUUUUUAAAGAAAAACGAUGGGCAGUUCACUGUGAUUCAGCUUGUUGGCAUGCUGAGAGGCAUCGCGGCAGGAAUGAAGUACCUUUCUGACAUGGGCUACGUGCAUAGAGACCUUGCUGCCAGAAACAUCUUAAUCAACAGUAACCUUGUGUGCAAAGUGUCUGACUUUGGACUUUCCAGGGUGUUAGAAGAUGAUCCUGAGGCAGCCUACACCACGAGGGGAGGCAAAAUUCCAAUCAGAUGGACUGCCCCAGAAGCUAUAGCUUUCCGAAAGUUUACCUCUGCCAGUGAUGUCUGGAGCUAUGGCAUCGUGAUGUGGGAGGUUGUAUCUUACGGGGAAAGACCCUACUGGGAGAUGACCAAUCAAGAUGUGAUUAAAGCAGUAGAGGAAGGCUACCGUCUGCCAAGCCCCAUGGACUGUCCUGCUGCUCUCUAUCAGUUAAUGCUGGAUUGCUGGCAGAAGGACCGGAGUAGCAGGCCCAAGUUUGAUGAGAUCGUCAACAUGUUGGAUAAGCUGAUACGUAACCCAAGUAGCUUGAAGACGCUGGUUAAUGCAUCAAGCAGGGUAUCUAAUUUAUUGGCAGAACAUAGCCCACUGGGAUCUGGGGCCUACAGAUCAGUAGGUGAAUGGCUAGAAGCAAUCAAAAUGGGCCGGUAUACAGAGAUUUUCAUGGAAAAUGGAUACAGUUCAAUGGACGCUGUGGCUCAGGUGACCUUGGAGGAUUUGAGACGGCUUGGAGUGACUCUUGUUGGUCACCAGAAGAAGAUCAUGAACAGCCUUCAAGAAAUGAAGGUGCAGCUGGUGAAUGGGAUGGUGCCAUUGUAACUUCAUUUUAGUGUCACUUCGUCAAGUUAAUGAUUCUGCACUUUGUAAACAAGCCCUGAGAUUUAUUUUAACAAACAAACAAACAAACAAAAAAAGGGAAAAAGGGAAAACUCAGUGAUUUCUAAACCUUAGGAGAGCAUUUGUUUCAGCCACAGAAUUUGUAAUCAGUGUUUUGCUAAAAUCUCCUUAUCUUCCUCAGUGUCUUCAUUUUUCAUGAAGCAAAUAUAACCUGCAUGGAAUAAAAACAUGAAUUUAAACAUUAUCUUAUGUUGCAACAAGAAAAUCAUUUCCGCUACUUCUACAAAAUUUUAUAAAUGAAAUAUAUAACUAUAUAGAGCACCUUUACAGACGGAAUUAAGGCAGCCCCUUUCAAAACUUCCAAGAAUCUACUUGAAAGGAAAAGUUUAUAGCCAUUCGUGGGCUAACAAAGCUGCAAUUUACUGAAGUUUACUUCAAGUGUUAAUCGUCUACAUAAGUGUAUUGAAGAGCAAUAUGAUUAGGUAAUUUCUUAAUAGAUACCUUUUUUUGUAAUUUUAAAAUGCUGUUACACAGCGUUAAGUUAUAGACUCUAGUGUAUAAAAAUGUUGCUUGAUUAAGGACAAGUACAAUACAGGGUGUAUAUUUAUUUUUCUGUGUUAUAAAAUUUACUUUUAGUUGCUCUUCUAGAAACCAUUAGGUAAUCAAUGUGUAUAUACUGUAUAAUUUGCUAUAUACCCAGGAAUCAAUUUAAGUUGCAGUUUUGUGUGUGAUGCUUGCACAUGUGUGCGUUAUCAUUCUGCUUGCAUUUUUGAUAGUUUUAAUUUGGGCAACAUACAGGAAUAAGUGCUCCACAGUGUAAUAUGAAUAGGAGAAGUAGGGAAGCGGUAAAACGAAAAUUUAACACAAGCUUGUGUCUCUCUUCCUCUCAUGUAUCCAAAAGCUACUAAAUCUCUUUAUUCACUAACAGGAAAUGUCUAUAAGAUUAAAUCCCCUUUGGCUUUUUGAAAACACUUUGUGAUAUCUGUGACAAUGCAGUUCUUCUAGCCAUUAAUCUUGCACCCCUGUAAGAAAUUUCACCUUUCUGAGUCCCAGAAAAUAUCUUGUCAAGCAAAGUUGACACCGAAGGGCACAUUUUCAGCAGGAUGUAGAAGGAUUUAACUGUGCAGGCUUCUGUUAAUGUUGUUAAAUCCAGGCACAUAGCACUAAGCGUUACCCCUAAGUGUUAAUCCUUUGUAACCGUUUCCCUUGUGGUUCAGCCCUAGAAAUUUUGAUGCUAAGGCAGCGAUGGAAUAAUGAAAUACACACAUACACACACACACAC